AACAUCACGGAGGACAAUGGAGAUGAUGAGGAGUCUUUGCUGAUCAGUGGGCGCACACCCAGCCCCAUGUGGUAUCCUGACACUUACUUCCAACUAGUGCACUCUCUCCUCUACAGCGAGGAGGAACAAUCGGUCCAGUUCCUCCCAAACGGCUUCGUCGAGCUCAUCCAGAAGGUGCGUCUCGUCACUCCAUGCACUCCAAACGUCCAUCUCUUCCCAUUCGACGUCGUCCAGUGCAGUCUGCAGAUGUCCAGUUUUGGCAAUCCAAUCCAGAAUGUGAACUACUCCUGGGACUCCGAGAGAACCCCUGGAGGCGUGUUCGUCGACCCCAAGAACAAUGACGCCGACCACCUCGGCUUUGACAUCCUACCGACUGGACAUGUGGCGUUCAACUGCGAAUACGGGCCAGACACUUUCUCCUGCUUCACUGCCACCAUCUCUCUCAAACGGUACUAUUCGGCAUACGUGUUGCAGAUCUACGUGCCCGCAUUCCUACUAGUAAUCCUCAGCUGGCUCACUUUCUGGGUGAACAUCCAAGCCACACCUGCCAGAGCCAGUCUGAGUGUCACUACAGUUCUAUCCAUGCUCACUCUCACCUCACGCAGCUCCGCCGAGAACCAGAAGCACGUGAGUGGAAAGGUGACGGCAUUGGAUGUCUACAUCUACGUCUGCUUCAUUUUCGUCAUCCUCGCAAUGCUAGAGUUCUCGCUGAGUGACUUUGCGGCCUCACAUGCUGCUAAAAGGAACAAGCAAACCCACCACACCCUGCUGGUCAACAAUUCCAGCAAUCACCAGCACAAGACCACACCCAGAACCAGCAGCACUCACUGGAUCCGCUCACUCGUCACAGACGGGGAAAACGUGAACAAAGUGGCGCGCGUGGUUCUUCCAAUCGCUUUCUCGGUGUUCAACGCCAUUUACUGGGCUGUUUUGACUGUAGGCGUAGCGAGACAAACCCACCAUGAAAUAACUCAUAUUGUAGCAUAGCUAACCGAGCAUUUCUCAUAAGCAUCCCAUGCCGAAGUUUCUCAGAUUAAAAAAUUAUCCUA
Molecule: messenger RNA, 1049 nt
Organism: Symsagittifera roscoffensis
Lineage: Eukaryota; Metazoa; Xenacoelomorpha; Acoela; Convolutidae
Product: gamma-aminobutyric acid receptor alpha-like
Exons: 1
Coding region: 67-987 (306 amino acids)
Biological process (GO): regulation of membrane potential; monoatomic ion transmembrane transport; nervous system process
Cellular component (GO): neuron projection; synapse; plasma membrane
Molecular function (GO): extracellular ligand-gated monoatomic ion channel activity; neurotransmitter receptor activity; transmembrane signaling receptor activity
Source: RefSeq, a predicted model, not a curated record